Messenger RNA from Cotesia glomerata, 2451 nucleotides. It is a transcript of the gene Socs44A, whose product is annotated as suppressor of cytokine signaling 6. Gene Ontology annotation, cellular component: phosphatidylinositol 3-kinase complex. The record is from RefSeq and is a predicted model, not a curated record. Lineage: Eukaryota; Metazoa; Arthropoda; Insecta; Hymenoptera; Braconidae. The coding region runs from base 350 to 1282 and encodes 310 amino acids. Gene Ontology annotation, biological process: intracellular signal transduction; phosphatidylinositol phosphate biosynthetic process. The transcript has 5 exons. Gene Ontology annotation, molecular function: 1-phosphatidylinositol-3-kinase regulator activity.
AUUAAAAUUCGGCGGACUCCGUUUAUCAACGGUUCUCAAACAUAUGAACUCUAUUGACAUAAAUCAUAAAUUUCUUAUAUAAUAAAUUAUGACUGAGGCAUGAAGCUGAAUAUCAUCUCUGAAAUAAUCAAAGAACAUCAUUAUCAUUUAGAUCUUGAGAAGCCAUCAACUUAGCCAAAGAUUUGCCAAAUUUCAAAUAAAAAUUAUAUGUAAAUUUUAUUAUAUUAAUUUCAAUUAAUGAAAGACUGAUUAAUGAAGUGAAAAAAAUAAACCUGAACAAAGUCUUUCCGAAAAUUUGAACAUAUAAACCUUAUGUGAAAAAAAAAAAAAAAAAAAAACAGAUUAUUUGAUGGAUGAAAAAAAAUCCAUUAGUUUCCUCAAAAGUAUUAAAAAGAAGUUAUCUGUAAAAAACUUUUAUAAGUUUAGAAAGAAGAAUACAGUAAAAGAGCCUCAUGAAUCAGAUGCAGGAACGAGUGAUGCCGAUUUGAAGGAAAUAAAUGCUCCAAGCCAUGAAAUAUUUUCUGGGCUUAAAGAAGAUUGUCUCAGUAUAAAUGAUUCUGUAGACUUGAAAUUAUCUGAACGCAUUUCACAAUCUGAAGAUGCUGUCGAUUUUGAAAAUCAACGCAAUGCCGAUCAUUCUAAAAUAGAGACUAUGUGCAACUCAAAAGAAUCAAUACAUAUCAAUACUAAUAACAUAACGACAGUUCAUACUAAUAAUAACUUUAGCAGAGAAGAAAAUAAUUUAGAUGAACCACAUGUUAUUAAUGAAGAAUCGAGUCAAUCGACUUUAUCACUAGAAUUGCUAAAGUUGAGUAAAUAUGGAUGGUAUUGGGGGCCUAUGUCUGGUGAACAGGCUGAUGCUCAAUUACUUUCGGAACCAGAUGGUGCUUUUUUAAUUCGAGAUUCAUCUGAUGAUAGGCAUUUAUUAACGUUAAGUUUUAAAUCCGCCGGGAAAUUAUUGCACGCACGAAUCGAGCACAGUGGUGGGAUGUUUUCGCUCUGUAACCAAGGCGAAAGUGGUAGAUUUUCCUCGAUACCAGCUCUUGUCGAUCAUUCAAUGAGUUUCAGUAAAUAUUCGGUAUUUUGUUAUUCACGACCUAGGCAUCCAGGUCAUCCGGCAUUUCCUGUUCGACUCACGAAACCUGUCAGCCGUUUCACACAAAUCCGAAGUUUACAAUAUUUAUGCCGUUUUGUUAUUCGACAAAAUACUAGACGGGAUAAUAUUCAUAAACUUCCUUUACCAGAAGUCAUCAAAAGAUAUGUUGAAGAAGAUUAUUAUUAAAAAAAUUUAUUAAUUAUAAAAUAAUUCAUUAUAUACUUAUGUAAUAAACAUAAAAGUUGAUCAUUUACAGAAAAUUGGAGAUGAAAAAAAAAUUUUUUUAAGAAAACCGAUUCGUAUAUAUGUAUUUAUUUCUUUUUAAUGUCACCAGCAAUUACUUACAGUAAAAAGUUAAUAAGAUAUAUAUUUUUUUACGAUUUUAUCUGAUGAUAGCUAUUCAUUAAUUGCCUUUAAUUAAACCUUAUUUCUUCUACUGACAAAAUUUUGCAUCUUCGAGCGUAUUGCGAACGCAGUAAUAAUAAUAAUAAUAAUAAUAAUAAUAAUUGAAGAGUUCAGUAAUUCAAAGCCAACUUUCCCGAUCCAAAUUGAUGGUACCUAGACUAAUUUAAUUUUCAUUAAAUGUUGGCUUUGAAUUACUGAACUCUUCAAUUAGUGAAAUCACCAAUCUUCGGAAAUAAUAAUAAUAAUUAUUAUUAUUAUUAUAUUACGAAAAUUUUUUUUGUUUAUAGUUUGAACUACAGUUAAAUGUCCGACAAAUAAAAUCGAUUUAAAAUUUAAAGUUAUAAAAAGUUUUAUUUUUAAUAUCUCUUAUUAUACAAAAGGAUUAAAAAUGAUUUUACAUCUAAAACGCCCAUGAGAGAUAGUACUGAAAAGGAUUUUGAGGAUUAGAAAGUAUUCGAAAUGAUUAAAAAUCAAAUUCUUUUUAAUCCUUUUGUUUAAUAAAGAAUGUUUAUGAAACAUCAGUUUUUCUUUUAAAGACUGGCGAGUCAAAUAUUUUUUGGUCAUUUAUGCAUGGUUUUGAGCUGUACUGCCUACUAAGUAUAAGUCUUUUUGACAUAUUAAUUUCUAAUUUUGUACCUGAAAGAUCUUCUUCUCUCUUUUGACUUGGAAUAUAUCUUAGUAGUAGUAUAGUUAAUAAAUCAAAUGUAAUCAUAAAUCAAAUGUAACCAUAUCAUUAGAUAUGGUAUUAAUAAUAAAAUAUUUUCUUAGAUGUACAUUUAACUGUAAAAACAUGUUGUCAAGUGCAUACUUUGGUGAUACUGUAAAAAUUAAGAUAUAGUAUUAACAAUAGAGUAACUCAAAUACAUUUAAGAAACAAAUAAUCGUGGAAGAAUUUCUUAACGUAAAUUUAUUCGUAUUGUUUAAAUUAAAAUAAAAUGUUUAUCGAUAAA